Messenger RNA from Strigops habroptila (Kakapo), 1228 nucleotides. RefSeq names its product coiled-coil domain containing 137 (gene CCDC137). The record is from RefSeq and is a predicted model, not a curated record. Lineage: Eukaryota; Metazoa; Chordata; Aves; Psittaciformes; Psittacidae. The coding region runs from base 46 to 993 and encodes 315 amino acids. The transcript is spliced from 6 exons.
AGGCGGAAGAGGCGGUGGGGGCGACACGUGGGGAGCGGCGGAGCCAUGGGCCGGGGACCGGGACCGGCACCGGGACCGCGACCGCGACCGCGACCGGGAUCGGGACAGGGACCGGGAUUGAGACAGGGUCAGAAAUCGGGACCGGGACCGGGACAGAAACAGAGAUCGGGAUCGGGACAGAAACAGAGAUCGGGACCGGGAUCGGGACAGAAACAGAGAUCAGGACCGGGAUCGGGACAGAGACAAGGACCGGCACCGGGACCAGCCGCCCUUCAGCGCAGUAGGAAGCAGAAGUUGGACAACAUGAAGCCCAAGCACCCCGACGAGCAGGAGAUCCCUUUCCGCCUGCGGGAGCUCAUCCGGAGCCGUGAGGCCAUGAAGCGCCCGGAUCCCAGGAAGCAGAAGGCGGCAGAGAAGAAGCAGCAGCCCAAGUCCAAGGCCCCCAAAGCCCAGGGAGAGGUCCCCGUCCCCAAGUUCAGGAGAGGGAAGGGGGAGUCGGAGCGCUCCUACAUGUGCCGCAUGGAGCAGGAGGUGCAGCGCAUCCUGUUCCUCACCGAGAACCAGCUGCAGCGGGAGCCUGAGAAGGAGCCGGUGGCACCGGAGAAGUCCAAGAGGAAGAAAGAGUUUCAGAAUAAGAAGCUGGAAAAAGCUCGGAAGAAGAAGGAGGAGAAGAAAGAGGCCAUGCUGGAGAAGAGCCUGUUCCAAGACACAGUGGCAUUUGGGGACGUGGUCACGCAGCCACCCACCAUCACAUCACGGCCCAGGGGCCAGGGCCCUGCAGAGCAGGCUGGACGGAAGCGGCUCCUGCUGACACCGCGCCUGGGCCAGAGCCCGGCGGCCCCGGCAGCGCCCGUGUCCAUGGCUCGGCAGCGCAUCGUGGCGGAGGAGAGAGCUCGUGUCAUCCAGGCCUACAGGGACCUCCAGAGGCGCAAGCAGCAGCAGCGGGAGGUGGCACAGGCGAGCGCCAAGGCCCGGCGCAGGGUCCCGCGCUGAGCACAGCCUGGAUGAGCUGAGCCUGGUCCCGCUCAGGGUGUGCAGGCAGCGUGCAGGCAGCACAGGACCCCAGGACUUGAAGGAGACGUUGUCCUGGUGCUGCUCUUCUGUUGCCAAGCACUGGGGCUCCCCACAGCCCCUCACUUUGGCUUGGGGCACCUCAUGGGCUCAGUGUUGGAGCUGGGACCCCCACGGUGCCAUGGACAUGCUUGUAGUAAAAGUGCCAUUGAGUGUC